Messenger RNA from Suillus subalutaceus, 1653 nucleotides. RefSeq lists its product as uncharacterized. The transcript is spliced from 8 exons. The coding region runs from base 1 to 1653 and encodes 550 amino acids. NCBI's taxonomy places the organism in Eukaryota, Fungi, Basidiomycota, Agaricomycetes, Boletales, Suillaceae. The record is from RefSeq and is a predicted model, not a curated record.
AUGGAGCGAACAUAUGUUCGCCCUAAGAAGUCCAAAAAAUGUGGAUGCUCAAGGAGAUCUGCGACAGCAGGUCCUGAUAAAGGUGAUCGAAAAGAAAAGAAAGCCAAGACAUCUAAGGAGAACGAUGACUCGGAUCCCAACCAAGUUGCAGAAGAGUUCCUUGCUGCAGCGCGUGCUAUAGCACGUUGUGUCGAUCUGUUUUGCAACGUGGAGAAACUCUUAAGGGUGGGUUUCCUCCUGCAGCAAGAACAGGCUGCAGAGAACGGAGAACUUGAAGAGCCUGAGGCCGAGCGUGAGUCCCGCAGAAAAAGGCUUGCUACUCUUUCAACCAACAUCCUCGAUCGGUACAAGUGCAACUAUCAGCAGUUACUUCAUUUGGCUCCGGGACUCCGACCACUUAUUGCUGAUCACCCCAAGUCUAAGCAGCUCACUCAGAUUGCACGGAAGAUGAACGCUGUUAUCAGCGGAACACGUUCGGACGACGCCACUCGCCUAAAGGUUGAAAUCGGUCACUAUGCGGCUCCUGAACCCUUAGUGGAAGCCCUGAAACCGACUAUCUACAAUGGUGGCUCACUGUCCAGGGCGCAUAUGGGCAUCAACCACCCGGUGCUAGCUUCAUUCCUCUGUCCGAUAUCGGGGCUUGAAGAUUUCAAGAAGGAUCCUGCACAGGCUCGCAAGUGGAUGGAAAUUGGACGGAUUUGCAUGACUUCGAUCAACUUUCCGGUGUUUCUGUGGGCCGGAAAGCCACCUGCCAGUAACUACAACGAGGACGCCAUGCAUGAGGGCCUAUUCCAGGGGUAUUUCGUCGAGCGCAUAAUGUGUCAUAUUUUUACCGGACCAUCUACUGCAUUAGGUGAUGACUCGCGUGCUACACGUUUGUGCAAUGCAUCCCUGCACGACAUGACUACUGUCGAAGCAGAGCAUAUAGCAUAUGCUUGCGUUCAGCCGACGGCGAAUUCCAACAAUCGAGCAUUUUACUACAAUAUCAUCGACUUCAUUCGCGAGUGCGAGGAUAGAGAUUGGGCGGAGGGGCUUCUCAAAUGGUGGAACAGGGCAUUAUUCAAGAAUGAAAACGGACGCGAAGGUGGAACAACCAUAACCGACGACAACGGACCAGGGAACGCGGCUGGCUCUUCCUCGGCUUCUGGGUCAAUCAACGGCCUAGCCAAGAUGCGAGCACAGAUGGCUGCUCGUGUCAGUGCUGCCAAAGGACCUGCAGGACCCGGACCCACUCCGACUCACCCAACACCGCCUCAAAGUUCUAUAACCCCAGAACCAGAACUUCCCCCGCCACCAAUCGUUCGAUCUCCUGUCAUCCCGGAUCCCGAACUUCGCCCACCGCCAAUCGUUCGAUCUCCAAGGCCCAGGCCCCUGCAGAAUGCCCCCAGCCCGUCAAAGUCACUUGCACCGAGCGAGUUGACACCAGACGAGGUUCUCUCAGAACACGGCGACGACUUGCUUGACCCGGUGGACGUCAGUACUACCAUCAAACCAAGGAAGAAGAAAGCGCCGAAGACCAAGCGGGCUACUGGUAAAACUGCUAAGCGUCGCAUGACCGUGACAGAGGAAUCCGACGACGACUCGGAGGACGAGGAACUGCCAGUGGCCAAGUCAACCAAGAGUCGCGGUAAACAUGUGGCCCGCAGGAAAUAG